CGUCAGCUAAGGUUUCUUGGUCCCCGCCUCAUCUUGCACAUGGCAGCUGUCCAACUUCCCAAUACAUCCGGCUGUUUCCCCUGUGGUAGAGAAGGGACUUCUUUGGUACCACUCUUCCAUUCACAAACACCGCCCUUUUUCUUCAAGAGAGGGUCUCUAUUUCCCAUAGUGUGGUGUGUGGGUACGAGCCAGUAAGGAGCCAAAUGGAAGCGGAAAAGGAGAGGAGUCGUAUCCGGGACAACCAGCGUCGAUCAAGGGCUCGAAAAAAGGAGUAUGUCCUUGAGAUUGAGCAAAAGCUUCGGCAAUGCCAUUCCAAAGGAGUGGAAGCUUCUGCCGAAGUGCAGCAAGCUGCGCGUCACGUUGCCAACGAGAAUCACAAGCUGCGACAGCUUCUCCACACUUUGGGCCUCGUUGACGAGCAAAUCGAACAAUAUAUUCAAGCCGGGACGCUGAAUUCCUUGGCAGUGGCCAACCAGCCAGUUUUGCACGAGAGCAGCAGUGUGCAACAAGGGCAGGCGGCAGCCACGUUGGAACGCCUGCUCGCUCCGCGGCGGCCACCCUGCCUUCAGGAGCACGAGCUGUUCGCGCCAGCGAACCAGCCAACAACCCCCAAUCGAAACUCGAUGUAUCAAGCAUCAGAAGACUCAUCGAUCGAAGACUACGAAACUCCUGAAGAUGGUAUUCAGCAGAUUUGUGGGUUGGUUUCCACGUCAUCGUCAAACUUGAACCCUCGACCGACUUCUUAUCCACGGCCCGAAACCCUACCUAGCAACGGAUACGGCGGUCAUAGAUCCAGCCAAGAGAGCAUCGAAUGGGCAAACGCCAAUCAUGGUCAAGAAGUCAAUGACAUUCCACUGAACCCGCCGAGAUAUGGCACGAACCAAACAUUCGCCUAUCGAUCAUUUUUCCCAGCAGCAAACCCUCCAACAGCACCUCUACCCCUGGCUUGCUGCGGGCCACCCACUACGUCUUACGCUGUGUACCAUACAUCACAUCACCAGUCGCCGGUAUUUUUUGCAAGCCAACUUGAAUCCAUAGUCAAAAAUAACCCUGGCCCGUUCCCUAUAGCUGAUACAAAAUCGAGUGCUGAGGAACGAGCACCGCAGCAGGCGGUCGUUGAUCCUUACGCAUGGGUGCCAACGGCCUCUUUCCACAGAACGGAUCUCGACCGAAGGCUUGGCUGAGAGUAAACGAGACGAAUAUAUUCCAAGACUCACAAAUGGGCCAUUGCUUUGAACCGCCGGCCGAGCCACCCUGCAGCGAGAAGAGACAACAAUGGACGAACCGCUAUUAAACCCGAAGACGAAGCGCGCCUCUGGAAUAGCAAUGCUACACUCGAGCAGUUCGGGCACGCCCUUCGAGGUUCGAGGGAGGGGGCAGCGUAUUUACCUUUGAUUUCAAUUGUUGUUGGAAUGAUUGUUCUGUACAAAGUGCCAACGAGCACAAUAGGUGAAGGGCGAAGUGUGCCCUUGCUAUGUCCAAGCCAAAGAAUACGAUGAUAAUGCGACAAAGGCAUCUUCCCUUGAGUACGGCGCU
Colletotrichum destructivum is the source of this 1536-nucleotide messenger RNA. RefSeq lists its product as uncharacterized. NCBI's taxonomy places the organism in Eukaryota, Fungi, Ascomycota, Sordariomycetes, Glomerellales, Glomerellaceae. The record is from RefSeq and is a predicted model, not a curated record. Bases 204 to 1184 code for a protein of 326 amino acids. The transcript is spliced from 2 exons.